AUGCUAAACCGGGUGUAUAAGUUCCCGAAUUCAAAUUCACCCCGGACACCGACAUGUUAUAUACGAGGUCGCUAUCUGCGUCGCGAUGCCGCCCAAAGUCGUCGUCCAUUUAUCACUGCCAUGUCAGCUAAUACUUCCAAAUCCACUAAACAGCCCGCCGAGCCCCGCCCGUCGGCUAGUGUAGUGGUAGUGAACGAGAGGAACGAGAUUCUACUCGUCCAGCGGAACCCUCGAGCCCGUCAUUUCGGAGGUGUCACUGUUUUCCCCGGUGGGAACUAUGAUGCUAAGCAGGACCCGACGCUGGAAAUCACUGCAAUCCGAGAAACAUUCGAAGAAUCUGGCUUGCUCCUAGCCCAUUCUAAGAAGGGGGCUUCUCCCAGCAAUGCUGUUCUUGACGAAGCGCGGCAUGCCAUCCACUCGCAGAAGACUGCUUUCAAUUCCUUCCUCCAGGAGCACCUACUAGAACCAGAUACUUCAGCGCUACUACCGUUCACUCGCUGGAUCACACCCGUUGGCCCACCACGCCGGUUCCGGACACAAUUCUACGUGACAUUCCUCCCCGCUGCCUCGGCGUCAGGGUUUUCUUCUGGUGACAAAGAAGAGCGCCUCCCCAAACAUGAUGGUGGCCUGGAGGUAAUAUCAGCCCGAUUUAUCACACCUGAGGCUGCCCUUGCCGAAUGUAACGAAGGGAAGAUCACGUUCAUGCCGCCUCAGUUCUACAUAAUCACCACUCUGGCCAGCAUACUUCGUGGGGCAAAGAAUACUGCUGCGCAGCGGGCCACGGUGCAGCAACUCUCCCAGGGUGCCUUCGGCCAAAUGGUGAUCAAUCCUAGGCGUCUCAAAGAGCCCGACAGUGAGGGACGCGCUAUUUUAACGUAUGAAGGCGAUGAAACUCGUGGUGGGUCCAAGGGAAGGUUGCAUCGAGCUUUAGUAAGGCUUGACAAAGCUGGAAUCCUUACACAUGAGAUCAUCUUGCAACGGAACUUUGAUAUAUUUACAGAAGUCGAACCUCAAGCGUUUCACACACCGGGCUUACCCAAGUUGUAA
Molecule: messenger RNA, 1047 nt
Organism: Pleurotus ostreatus (oyster mushroom)
Lineage: Eukaryota; Fungi; Basidiomycota; Agaricomycetes; Agaricales; Pleurotaceae
Exons: 5
Coding region: 1-1047 (348 amino acids)
Cellular component (GO): mitochondrion
Molecular function (GO): hydrolase activity, acting on acid anhydrides, in phosphorus-containing anhydrides
Source: RefSeq, a predicted model, not a curated record